Molecule: messenger RNA, 2247 nt
Organism: Culex quinquefasciatus (southern house mosquito)
Lineage: Eukaryota; Metazoa; Arthropoda; Insecta; Diptera; Culicidae
Exons: 1
Coding region: 1-2247 (748 amino acids)
Source: RefSeq, a predicted model, not a curated record
AUGGCAGUGUUGCCAGAGUACUGUUCCAGUUAUCCCAACAACAAGGAACUCCCAGUUUUCACAGGGAAUCCUGUUGACUGGCCGAUCUUCAUCAGCAGUUAUAACCACUCUACGCUGACGUGCGGAUACACCGACAACGAGAACCUGUUGCGACUGCAGCGUGCGAUCCAGGGGAGGGCGAGAGAAGAAGUGAGCAGCCUGCUCCUCAAUCCGUCGACGAUACCGCAAUUGCUGACCUCUCUGAAGCUGCUGUACGGACGACCGGAGCAGAUCGUUCACACGAUGAUCGAGAAAGUACGCGCGACCCCCGCACCGAGAGCGGACAAGCUGGAGUCUCUCGUCUCGUUCGGUCUGGUGGUCCACAAUCUCUGUGGGCAUUUGAAGGCUAUUGGCAUGGAGAAACACCUGUCGAACCCCAUCUUGCUGCACGAGCUCGUUGCCAAGUUGCCUUCCAACGUAAUGUUCAACUGGGCACUCUACCAGGAGCAACUGCCAGAAGUGGACCUUAACGUGUUCGGCGACUACAUGUCGAAAAUAGCGACCGCUACCAGCGGUGUGACAUUGUUCGCUGCGAAGGCUGCCAAGGACGAUUUCCGGCCCAAGAAGGAGAAGGCGGCGUACGUCAACACGCACUCGACUGCCGAGCAAGGUCGGCGCAAGGGUGACGACGAGAUCAAGGAGAAGCCGACGGACCGUCCGUCUUCGAACAUCAAGGUGUGCCCGAUGUGCGACAACAGCGGCCAUUUGGCGGCCAACUGCUCGAAGUUCAGCAAACUUUGUCUCGACGACCGUUGGAAGCUGGUCAAGGAGAAAAGACUUUGUCGUCGCUGUCUGGUUGCCCACUCGCGCUGGCCGUGCAAAUGCGAUCCCUGCGGAGUCCAAGGUUGCCAGAAGAAGCAUCAUCCGCUGCUCCACUACGAACAAGCACCCACGGAAGCGAAGCGCAGCGAGCCCGCAACGAGCGGCGUAGUCGCACUGCAUCGUCAACCGACGAUAUCAACGUUGUUCCGUAUGUUGCCCGUCACGUUGUACGGAAAGAAAGGGAAUGUAAACACGUUCGCCUUUCUCGAUGACGGCUCGUCGGUGACACUCCUGGAGCGGAAGUUGGCGGCAACCCUUGGUCUGGAAGGAAAGCAAGCAUCUCUGUGCAUCCACUGGACAUCCGGCAUCAAGAAGAACUUCUCGGAGACGCGGGAGGUUGAGCUGGAGAUUUCUGGCGCUGAUCGUCCGCAGCGGUUCGUCGCGUCAAACGUGUACACGGUGGACAAGCUCGGACUUCCGGAACAAACGAUGGACGUCGCGGCCAUGGCGGAACAGUUCGCGUACCUGCAGGACCUGCCGCUAUCGAGCUUUAAGUCUGCGGUUCCCGGAAUACUCAUCGGUCUGAACAACGUGCACCUGCUGGCAACACUGAAACUGCGGGAAGGACGCAAAGGAGAACCGAUCGCUACCAAAACGCGUCUCGGUUGGACGGUCUACGGGAGUAUGCCAGCGGCUACACAGUCUUUCGCCCAUCGCCAGUUCCACAUCUCUGAGGAACAAGCCGAAGUUGACCUGCACGAAUACGUCAAGAGCUUCUUUGCGGUUGAAAGCCUCGGAGCAAUGGCAGUACCGAGCGAGGAGAGCGUCGACGAUCAGCGUGCCAACAAGAUUCUGUCCGAAACUACCAAACGAGUUGAAGGUGGGCGGUUUGAAACUGGCCUUCUCUGGAAACAGGACUACGUGGAGUUUCCGGAAAGCAGACCGAUGGCGGAGAAGCGGAUGAAGUGUUUGGAGCGACGCCUGGGACGAGAUCCAGCACUGUACGAUCAAGUACGAAAGCAGAUCGCGGACUUCCAGUCGAAAGGUUUUGCGCACAAGGCGACCGCUGCGGAACUGGACACUUUCGACCCUCGCCGGACCUGGUAUUUGCCCCUCGGAGUAGUACUGAACCCAAAAAAGCCCAGCAAAGUGCGCGUGAUCUGGGACGCGGCUGCCAAGGUCGACGGCGUGUCCCUGAAUACCAUGCUGUUGAAGGGGCCCGACCUGUUGACGCCGCUACUGUCCGUGCUCUUCCAGUUCAGGGAGAGACAGGUUGCCAUCUGCGCAGACAUCGAAGCCAUGUUUCACCAGGUGAAGAUUCGGGAACCCGACCGCAGCGCGCAGCUGUUCCUGUGGAGGGACUCGCCGGACAAGCCGCUGGAAACCAUGGUGACCGACGUCGCUAUCUUUGGGGCGACGUGCUCCCAGCCCACUCGCAGUACGUGA